GUCGAAGCAAAGACAAAUCCUUUUGACUUUCAUUAAAAAAAUUCCGAGAAUCUUUUUUUAUCCCCGAGACAAAAAUUUCAAUGAAAUUGAUAGAAUAGGAUAUAAUAAUUCUUAGAAAUCUAUUUCAUUUUCAAUAGAAGAAUCUCGAUUUUCUGAGCAACCGGAUUCGUCGUUUCUUCUGCGGUGUUUUUUUUUUUAUUUUCUCGGAUUCUCCGCUCAAAGUUCCUAAUCUGUGCUGGGAUUGACCUGUCUAGAAAACUAAACUCUCAAGUUUCUAGAUUUUUGUAUAUGAUUAGGACAGUAAAAGUUGAAGACUUUCUCAAAGAUUUGAUGAAAUGACGACUUUGGUUGGAAGAGUUGGGAAUUUGAUUUCUCAAGGCGUUUACUCUGUCGCUACACCAUUUCAUCCGUUUGGUGGUGCUAUUGAUGUCAUCGUUGUUCAACAACAAGAUGGUUCGUUCCGUAGCACGCCUUGGUAUGUUAGGUUUGGUAAGUUCCAAGGUGUUCUCAAAGGCGCUGAGAAGUUUGUCAAGAUAUCUGUAAAUGGAACCGAAGCGGAUUUUCACAUGUAUCUUGAUAAUUCUGGUGAAGCAUACUUCAUCAGGGAAGUUGAUCCUGCUAAUAAUGACACCAACAGUUUGAUUUCCGGGUCUGAGAAUAACAAUGGUAACGUGGGUUAUCGACUUGAGCACAGUUUAUCGGACUCUGGUGCUGUAGCAUUACGAGAGGGUUUCGAAUCUUUGAAUCGGCUUGAGAGGACAGAGUCUGAUUGUAAUAGGAGGUUUUAUGAUUUUCAGGAUGAUCCUCCUUCUCCAACCUCAGAAUAUGGAAGUGCUCGAUUUGACAAUCUAAAUGUGGAAAGUUAUGGGGAUUCUCAAGGCUCAGAUUCUGAAGUGGUUUUGGUCAGUAUUGAUGGACAUAUACUAACAGCUCCUGUGUCAGCGGCAGAGCAGGAGGCUGAGAAUUUACGGUUAAAUACUCCUCAGUUUCAUUUGGCCCCUGGUGAUGGGACUGAGUUUUGUGAAGGUAAUACUGAGUUUGCUUCGUCAGAGACUCCGUGGGAUACUGACUAUAUCGCCAAAGUGGAGGAGUCAUCUGAUACUGCUAAUGUUGUAUCUGAAAAAUUAGAUACCACGAAUGAUAAGCGUAAUGAUUUAGAUUCCCAUGAUAAUGCCGAAAAAGAUUCUCAUGAUGCUGAAAGAGAUCUUCUUGGGAGCUGUCUGGAGCAGUCAGAGACUGGUGAGAAUGCGAAGUCCGAGGAACCAGGUCCUACUUUUGAGGAUCGGGAUCUAAAAGAAGGUGAGUUUCCACUUAGCACCAUCACGGAAAAUGAUAGAAGUGAAGAUGAAGUGACUAUUGAAACAGUAGAUACUCUUGUUGAUAGUUUUGAAUCUUCUACAACCCAAGUAACAGCAGAAGAAAUGAAAAUAACUGAGGAAUCCAGAAUAUCCGUUGAUUUUAAUAAUGAUUCAGAACGUAAGGAUGAACAGCCAAGAACAUCUGCAGAAACUGCCAUCUUGAUUAACAACCAGGAAGGCGGGAUUAUAGAAUCGGAAGAUCAGGAUUCUGAGAGAGUCUCUAUAGAUUCAACGAGGGAAGAAGUUGAGCAACUGACUCCAUCUAAACCAACUGAUAAGGAUAACGAGAAUGGUACGACUGUAGUUUCAGUGGAUGCGAAUUCUAGUGUCGACUUAGGAAAACCCGAUACAGUUCAGAGAUAUGAGCUAUCACUUUGCAAGGAUGAGCUUCGUCAGGGUAUGGGACUUAGCGCAGCUGCUGAAGUCUUUGAUGCGCAUCGGAUCUCCAUGGAAGAAUAUAUAAAUUCGGCAACAUCAAUUCUUGAAAGUGAAAAUCUGGUUGUUAGGAUUAGAGAAACGUAUAUGCCAUGGACGAAAGCUGCUCGGAUUGUGCUUGGGAAAGCUGUGUUUGAUCUAGACUUAGAUAUUCAGCCAGAUGAUGUGAUUUCUGUGGAGGAAAAUGAAUCGCCUAAACCCAAGGAUGAUGAAACUACAAUAACUCCUUCCUCAUCUGGAAGAAGAUGGACACUCUGGCCGAUUCCUUUUCGAAGGGUUAAAACAGUUGAGCAUACAGGAAGCAACUCCUCAAGCGAAGAAGAUCUGUUUGUUGAUUCUGAACCUGGCUUACAGAACUCACCGGAAACACAAUCAACCACAGAGAGUCGCCAUGAGUCUCCGCGUAGACAACUUGUGAGAACUAAUGUCCCAACCAAUGAACAAAUCGCAUCUCUGAAUCUGAAAGAUGGUCAGAAUAUGAUAACUUUUAGUUUCUCAACAAGAGUUCUUGGAACACAGCAGGUCGAUGCACAUAUUUACCGGUGGAGAUGGGACACCAAGAUAGUGAUCUCAGAUGUUGAUGGAACUAUAACGAAAUCUGAUGUGUUAGGUCAGUUCAUGCCCUUCAUUGGAAAGGACUGGACACAAUCCGGUGUAGCUAAGCUUUUUUCUGCCAUAAAGGAGAAUGGAUAUCAGUUGCUUUUUUUGAGCGCUCGUGCCAUCGUUCAGGCAUAUCUAACACGAAGUUUCUUAAAUAAUCUGAAGCAAGACGGAAAAGCUCUGCCAAAUGGCCCUGUGGUCAUUUCACCAGAUGGCCUAUUUCCAGCAUUGUACCGUGAAGUGAUAAGAAGAGCACCUCAUGAAUUCAAGAUCGCAUGUUUGGAGGAUAUCAGGAAACUUUUCCCAACAGAUUACAACCCGUUCUACGCUGGAUUUGGAAACAGAGACACAGAUGAGCUGAGUUACAGAAAACUCGGAAUCCCAAAGGGAAAGAUAUUCAUAAUCAACCCAAAGGGAGAAGUGGCAACAGGACAUCGCAUAGAUGUCAAGAAGUCUUACACUUCACUUCAUACUCUUGUCAACGACAUGUUUCCUCCAACUUCACUUGUUGAGCAGGAAGAUUAUAACCCAUGGAACUUCUGGAAACUACCAAUAGAAGAGGUUGAUUGAAGAAAUCAUGUUACAAUACGAGAAACUUUUCGGGUUUCUAAACGAGGUGCAGAUGUGUCGGACAUGGUGGCUGCGGAAUCUCUAUUAUUGGACUUUGUAAGCUUAUUCUAUGACUUUGUAGACAGGAAAGAGCUGGAACAUGUAAACAAGAAAGAGCUGGAGUUUGU
Arabidopsis arenosa is the source of this 3130-nucleotide messenger RNA. NCBI's taxonomy places the organism in Eukaryota, Viridiplantae, Streptophyta, Magnoliopsida, Brassicales, Brassicaceae. The record is from the annotation of a GenBank genome assembly.